This is a messenger RNA of Effrenium voratum, 1269 nucleotides long. NCBI's taxonomy places the organism in Eukaryota, Dinophyceae, Suessiales, Symbiodiniaceae. The record is from the annotation of a GenBank genome assembly.
AUGACCAUCACGCCGAUCACCGCGCCAAGCCAGGAACCAAUUCAGGGCCAGCUGGAUUUUGACCGGUUUUUUGCCGACAAGCUCUCCGGUUUGCACGAUGGAGGCAACUACCGUGUUUUUGCGGAGCUUGAGCGCCAGCGCGGGUGUUUUCCGCGUGCGACGCGGCACCGCGGGGACGGCUCGACCCACGAUGUGACGGUAUGGUGCUCGAACGACUAUCUGGGCAUGGGCCAGCAUCCGGACGUGGUUUCGGCAAUGCACGAGGCGAUCGACAAAUGCGGCACGGGCGCCGGCGGCACGCGCAACAUUUCGGGCACCAAUCAUGGCCAUGUGAAGCUCGAAGAGGAACUGGCGGACCUGCACGGCAAACAGGCCGCGCUGAUCUUCACCUCGGGCUAUGUCUCCAACUGGGCCGCGCUCGGCACGCUUCUGGCGAAGAUCCCCGGCAUCAUCUGCUACACCGACGCGCUCAACCAUGCCUCGAUGAUCGAGGGGAUACGGCACUCGCGCUGCGAGAAGCGCAUCUUCAGGCACAAUGACUGGAAGGAUCUUGAUCGUCUGAUGUCCCAGGACGAUCCGGCCGCGCCCAAGCUGGUCGCCUUCGAGAGCGUCUAUUCGAUGGAUGGCGACAUCGCGCCGAUCGAGAAGAUCUGCGAUGUGGCCGACAGGCAUGGCGCGCUGAAAUAUAUCGACGAAGUGCAUGCGGUGGGCAUGUACGGCCCGCGCGGCGGCGGCGUUGCCGAACGCGAAGGGCUGAUGGACCGGAUCGAUGUCAUCGAGGGGACGCUGGGCAAGGCGUUCGGCGUGAUGGGCGGCUACAUCACCGGCUCGAAGAACCUUGUCGAUUUCGUGCGCAGUUUUGCCUCGGGCUUCAUCUUCACGACGGCCUUGCCGCCGGCACUGGCGGCGGGCGCGGUCGCCUCGAUCCGGCAUCUGAAGGCCCAUGACGACAAGCGCCUUGCCCAUCAGGAGGCUGUGAGGAAGGUGCGCGCCGCGCUCGACCGUCAGGGCAUUCCGCACAUGGCCAAUCCGAGCCACAUCGUGCCGGUGAUGGUGGGCGAUGCGGCCAAGUGCAAAUGGAUCUCGGACAUCCUUCUGGACGAUUACGGCAUCUAUGUGCAGCCGAUCAACUAUCCGACGGUGCCGGUGGGCACCGAGCGGCUGCGCAUCACGCCGACGCCGUUCCACACCGACGCCGACAUCGCACACCUGUCCAGCGCCCUGUGCGACCUGUGGAGCCAGUGCGCGCUGGCACGCGCGGUGGCGUAG